AUGGGAAAGUUCAUAGUCCAUUUCGUCCGCCACGCUCAAGGCUACCACAACGUACCAACGGAGAACCACCUGCAAAUCCCUGACCCAGACCUCACACCACUCGGCGUCACACAAUGCGAGGCACUUGCCAAGAGCUUCCCCUACCACAACCAGAUAACACACCUCAUGUCCUCGCCCAUCCGCCGUGCCCUCUACACCUGCCUCUACUCCUUCCCCGGGUCCGUCGAGCGCGGCCUGCCCGUGCUCGCCCUCCCCUUCGCCCAGGAGUUCAGCGACUACCCCUGCGACACGGGCUCGCCCAUCUCCAAGCUAGCCGCGGAGUUCGAGGGCAAGGUCGACCUCAGCCUCCUGGACGACGACUGGAACUCGAACAAGGGGAAGUGGAGCCCGCACUGCGACGCAAUCGACGCGCGAGCGAGGGAGACGCGGCGCUUCCUGAGGCAGGCCGGCAGGAACUGGCUGGGGGAGAACGACAGGGACUGCCAUAUCGUGGUCUCGACGCACGGGGGCUUCUUGCAUUACGUGACGGGGGAGUGGUCGGGGACGGGAGGCUCGGCGGGCACGGGGUGGCGGAACUGCGAGUUUAGGAGCUUCACGUUUGAGGAGGGGGAGGACGAGGACGCGAGUCUGGUGGAGUUGGAGGAGAGUAGGGCGAGGAGACCCGAGGAGAAGCUCUUGUCGACGGAGGAGCAUAGGGCUCUGAGGGAGUUUGCGGAGAGCGAGUGGGUCAAGGGAGGGUAUCAAAAGUUGCCGUUGCCUGAUGUGCCGUUCGGUAUGGAUGAAAGCAAUUAA
Messenger RNA from Diaporthe citri, 792 nucleotides. RefSeq lists its product as uncharacterized. Gene Ontology annotation, cellular component: cytoplasm. The record is from RefSeq and is a predicted model, not a curated record. Gene Ontology annotation, molecular function: phosphatase activity. The coding region runs from base 1 to 792 and encodes 263 amino acids. The transcript has 2 exons. NCBI's taxonomy places the organism in Eukaryota, Fungi, Ascomycota, Sordariomycetes, Diaporthales, Diaporthaceae.